UAUCCUCCCUCCUCUGGGUUUUUUGUCUUCCUCUCGCUCCUCCAUGUUUAUUUAUUACCUGACAGUAUCUGCAGGUGGUUUAAUUGAUUCUACUUCUGCCUGCGACUACUACCAAGGUGAUCAUGGACUACACUCAGUCUUUCUCAGCCCUCAACGAGAGGCUGAAGCCCCGAAUCACCACCAGUGAGCAGCUCUACUCCUCCCUGAACAGAUUGGAGGACAGACAGUCGGGCUCGCUCAGGAGCCUAUAUUUACCGUACCGACCUACAGUUCUGCCAGGACAUCCAGAAGCAAAAGUCUCUGUGACUCUACCAGAAUCAGAAGAUCCAGAGGAACCUGAAGAUGUCACAGAGCAAGAGGAUUUGGUUUCUGAUGACCCAGAAGAACACGGUGCUGACCUGCUGCCCUUUAACAACUCAUGCCUCAUCACUGAGUUGAAUCUAAAAGAUGUGGGUGAAGAGGAGCUGGUUGACGAGGACAACAGCAACUCACCGUCUGAGGAUAAAGACAUUCCAGGUGAACUGACCUCAAAGGGGAAAGGUGAUUCCUCAAAAUCAGCAGCCGGUGAAGAUGGGAGCUCCAUGCAGAGGGACUACAUAGACGGGACAUUACCAGACCUGAUCAGGAGCGGCAGGACUCUCUGCAGACGUCGGACACUGGGACAUGUCUCAGAGACACUCAAAGAGGUACGCAGAGAAGUGGAGCUGUCUCGGAGACGAAGCAUCAAACUUAAAGCCCAGGUGGACAAACUACAGGAGAGCAGAGAAGGAGUGGGCUGGAGCCAACACAGAGAGAGGGUCACAGAGGAGGUCCUGUCUGUUCUGCGACUGCUGCACCCACUGACGGAGCCAGAGUCCGGCCCGCUUGAAAACGCUCAUGGUGAAAACCACCUGGACGCCGCUCUGGCCCAGCUGCAGAAUGUGGCCCGACAUCUGGCUAUCGGCCACACCAAACAGCUGAAAUCUGGGAAAGCAGCAGAGGACAGUGCUAUUCUCCAGCAGGCGCUGUGUGACAGAGAUGAGGCCAUAGAGAAAAAGAAGGCGAUGGAGGCCGAGCUGCUGCGGAGUAAAACAGAGAUGAUGUUGCUGAACAAUCAGUUGCUGGAGGCCGUGCAGAAACGUCUGGAGCUCUCGCUGGAGCUUGAGGCCUGGAAGGAGGACGUUCAGCUGAUCCUCCACCAGCAGUUGCAGAGUCAGCAGCAGGCAGAGCAGGCCCAGAAGAAGCCCUCCCGCCUGGGCAUCCUGAGGAGAAACAACAAACCUCCCAUCCAGCGGCCGGCCAGCAUACCUACAGCUGCACCUCCCACAACCAACUCAAGCCAGAUCUUUGUCUCCAGAUCUGCAGUUUCUGCUGCUCCAACUCCAACCACGCCUCCUUCUACCCCUUUCCAACGCAACUGGAGGGACAAGCUGAAGAGGAACAAGACCAGUCGUCAAGGAGACCAGGAUGCAGCGGGACAGGAUUCAGAGUGGGGCAGGGGUCACAGUGGCUUCCAGGUUGUAUCACUUGAUUGAAACAGUGACAACUUUGCACUUUAAGUACAUUCAUUCUGAAGCACAACAAUUUAAAGUCCCCCUUGAGUCAAUAAUGUGUUUCGCUUAUUGUCACUUGGUAGUUUAAACUUCACUGUGCAGAAUGAGGUUUGACACUAGAAGGCUGUUUUUACAUCUUAAGUCUGAGUUUAAGACGUGUACAUACGAGCUGAUCACAACUAGUUUUGGAAGUCGAUCGUUGUUCUACAUGCAACUUACAUCACGAACGAACUCUUCACUGAAUUGGGAGACAUCUGGUGUCCAGUAGUCACACACGAAGGAAUAAUAUUUACAUAUUCAUAGAUUCCUUUUUAUAAGUUGAAGUAAUUUUAACAAGUUUUUUUUUUUAUAUUA
This is a messenger RNA of Morone saxatilis (striped sea-bass), 1886 nucleotides long. It is a transcript of the gene bicdl2l, whose product is annotated as bicaudal-D-related protein 2-like. The transcript has 6 exons. The record is from RefSeq and is a predicted model, not a curated record. NCBI's taxonomy places the organism in Eukaryota, Metazoa, Chordata, Actinopteri, Moronidae. Gene Ontology annotation, biological process: vesicle transport along microtubule; Golgi to secretory granule transport. Bases 123 to 1514 code for a protein of 463 amino acids.